CCGGCGCCAGCAGCGCCGCAGCCGCUUUCUGCCGGGCCCGCGGCAGCCAGGCCUCAGGCUGCCGGGCGGAGGCGGGCGCCGAGCGUGCUGCGGGCUGAGGUAGGAGGAGCGCUUGGUGGAUUGCUUGGUGCCUGGAUGACCAGUGGACAGUUCAAGCCGGUCCCUCAGAUUUUAAUGGAGUUGCCUCCUGCCGAGCAGCAGAAACUCUACGAUGAAGCCAUUGCUAUAGUCAGGAACCUAGACUGGACUGAUAUUGUUCAGCUGACUGCACUUGUAAUGGGAAGUGGUCACCUCCAGCAGCAGUUGGCAGGAGUAGUGAUAAAUUACCUCACCAGAGAGCUAAGUGCAGAGAUAAAGUAUGGAGAGUAAAUCUUCCCAGAGUGUGUUUUUAGACUGUAGUGAAUUUUACUCUGACAAUUGUGAUUCUUCAAUGUAUCAGUUAUUAGUUACCUUUACUAGUUAUAAAUGUAGGCAGAACUAAGUAUUACCUUGUUUUUCUUUCGUUUUUUUUUUUUUUAAAUGGAAGUUAUUUUUAGUUUAUUGUAUUAUCCUGUCACUGCCUUGCUUUGUUAUUUGAAGUACUGUGUACUGGGAUUGAAUUCAAGAUUACUGAAGGGAAUUCUGGUUCUCUUGCCAUGUAAUGUAGCACUAGGUAAAAUUUUCAAAGUCAUAGUAUUUUAUUUAGGAGAUGUAAUCCUGUUUGUAGAAGUGGUUUGAAUUUCUUCUGUGUAUGGCAUGAAUGCUAAAGUAGCUAGGGCACUUUGAAGAAUUUUACCUGACGUCUGAGUCCUACAAGGGAAAGUUGCAAGAAAUUAUUUCUACUGUGAACUCAAAAACCUCAAGCCUUUCUUGAUUCUUUGUCACAUUUUUAUUGUAAUUCUUGGGAAUUCGUUUCUGUGAGAAGAGAAUCCAAUACCUGUUUAGAGAAACUUAGAAGAACAGGUAAUGAAAGUCUACAGAAUUAGUAGUUCCUGAUAUCCUAGAACUGGAAGGUGUGGGAAGGAGACUGGUUAAAAAAAGGGAGUGAGGGAUAAGGGGAAAUCUGACAUUUUAAUACGAUUAGGAUAGUCAUUUUAGCAUUCAUUUCUCAAAUGAUUCUGAACAUCUGUUCCUCUGUUUUCAUUAAAAUAUUCCUAAGAAGCA
Numida meleagris (helmeted guineafowl) is the source of this 1143-nucleotide messenger RNA. RefSeq names its product protein C19orf12 homolog. NCBI's taxonomy places the organism in Eukaryota, Metazoa, Chordata, Aves, Galliformes, Numididae. The record is from RefSeq and is a predicted model, not a curated record.